GCAGUCACUUCCGGCCUGUGUCGUCCCCAUGAGUCGCAGCUAUUUUUUUUUUUACCAAAAGCCUAUAACUCUGUAAUAGCCAGUUUCAGUUCUUCUCAGUGGAGUAGGAAGCGUGGGGAACUACACAUUCAUUUUGUUUUUCGUUAAUUUUUUAUUUCUUACUUCGACACAUGCAUCUUACCUCCUGCUAAUUAAAACCAGUAAGCGGCGCUGGUUAGCUGUGCGCCUAUCAGAAGUAAAACUCCUCUCCGUUUUUCCCACUUUCCCCCUCGGUGUUAGCUAGCUAACUUACCCAGUCUAAGGCACCUCAGUCCCUGCAGCUGCACGCAGACAUGUCGGAGUACCUGGACGACCCGUCCGUGCUCACAAAGGAAAAGCUGAAAACCGAGCUUGCGGCCCACGACGUGGAGCUCCCGAACGGCAACCCGACCAAGGACGUGUAUGUGCAGCUUUAUCUGAAGCACAUUACCGCUAACAACAAGAAACAUGUCACCACGUCUGUGGACGUCUUCUCCAGCGACGAGGAUCUGCCUCCACCCGUAGUCUCCAGCAGAAGUCGCUCCUCCGGCAGAAAAGCCACCAGGAAAACAGACAAGGUUUUGCCGGACGAGAUGGACGUCACUGUGCUGACCGACGGCGGCCUGAUGGACGAGCUGCAGAAGCACGGAGUGAACGCGGGGCCGAUUGUGGCCUCCACCCGUAAGCUGUAUGAGAGGAAGCUGCAGAAGCUUCUGGAUGAGGGUCCUGCACAGCCACCGCUGCCAGAGGUCAUCGUCACGGAGACACAAGUGAACCACAACGGCAACUCAGAGUCAGACCUGUACAGCGACAAGGAGGAUGAAGUGAUAGCAGAACCAGUACCUGUGCCAGAACCUGAACCAGAACCAGAACCAGUCCCAGUGGUGGAGAGGCCAGUCCGGAGCAGAGGGAAGACGCCCGUCACCACCCGCACCCGCAGCAGCCAGCACCACACGAGAGACCAGUUGAUGGAUAUGGAAGAUGAUGAUGAUGAGGAUAAUGUUCUGCAAGUUAAGCGCAGAUCCAGGAGGCCGUCCCAAAGAAUGACAGUGCCUGAGGAUCUCAGGCCUUUAUCGAUGGAUCAGAUCCAGGUAAAGUCUAACAGGAGGGUUAGCCAAAGACUGGACAGUCCAGACCGGGCUGAACCUCCCCCUAUCUCAUCCAGACCAGUUCAGGAACCUGAACCAAUCAUUACACCUUUAAAACCAGGAGUAAGGAGUCAACGCCCGACUGCCAGACCAUCAAGACUUUCUUCCCCUCUGGUUCAGCUCGUCAAAGUGGACCCUGUGACUUUUAGCCCUAUGUGUAAAAUCUCACCCAUAAAGAGACGAGAGUACCACGAGUCUCUGUCCGACCGGUCUGGAUCGAAGCCCAAUGGUGUCUCCGUAGCUAGGGACGAGUGCGCAUCUCCAGAUGUCCUGCUGCAUGGAAGGAGGCAGCAGAAAAUCACCAGCUUCAUGUCCAAGUACAGCCCCAUGAAGACGCUCAACAGCACAUCCAUACUGUCCAACGAUGUGUUAGUGAGAAAGGUGGAGAAGAUUGCAGCAGGCGACCAAUCACAGAAAGUGGUGGAGACUGAGGUUCUGAAGGAGCUGUUCCCCAAUGAUGUCAACAGUCCAACAGGAAUCACUGCCACCUGCCGACGACCCAUCAGAGGCGCUGCCCACCGCCCAUUGAAGUCCAGUGACCUGUGGAAUGGUGAUGAAAACAGCAUCUUCUCGCCAAAGACCACCAAGACAACCAGCUCCUUCUCAUCUUACACACAGAGCUGCACUGAUAGCAGAGUCACCAGCUUGCCUAUUUCCACUACCUCCACCUCCUCUUUCUCCUCCUCCUCCAGGCUUCUUUCUGCAGCUCCCCCUGCAGGCCAUACCAAAACAGCCCCCCGCAGCAUGGCCCUGUGGAAGAAGCUGUUCUUGCUGGCUGUUGUGGCUGGUUUCCUGUUCUUGGUUUACCAAGCCAUGGAGACCAACAUCAUCAACCCUUUUGAAGCCUCAGAAACCGAAGUGGCCAGUAGCGGCACAGCGUAGAAAGCACAGAUGUGAAAAUAGUGUGAAUCUGCAUUGUAGCCAUUUUAUUCAUGAGCGCUGUGAAAUUACCUAACAUCUUUGCCCUUAUUUCGUCAAGUUUUUUUCCUUUUUUAUUUCUUUAUCAAUAUUCAGUGAAUCCCUUAAGAGAAGCAAUGUAGCAGUUGCAUUGACACUGAGAGUAACUCCUUUGCUGACUCCUUUUAUUUCCAUGUUAAUGUUUUUCGUGUGUGUGUGUGAUGCGAGUGUGUGUGAGAGUGAGUGAGGGUUUUUCACAUUAUGCCUUAGUGUAUGUCUUUGUUAGUCAUUAACAGCCGUGAAGAUGGAGUUUGAACCUGUCUUUUUUUUUUCUUACUUGACAGAGGCUUGUUAUUAUACACCAAAUUCCUUUUCAAUCUUAUUAAACCCUACACAGAUAUUUUCUUAAUGCUCUCCUCUUAUAAAUUGAAUGAACUAUUGUAUUCUACUUAAUUAUGUAUUCACUGUCAAAAAUAUUAAAUAUCAAUCCACUCAAUAAACUAUUAUGACUUUA
Gymnodraco acuticeps is the source of this 2577-nucleotide messenger RNA. It is a transcript of the gene tmpoa, whose product is annotated as thymopoietin a. The record is from RefSeq and is a predicted model, not a curated record. The transcript is spliced from 11 exons. Gene Ontology annotation, molecular function: DNA binding. NCBI's taxonomy places the organism in Eukaryota, Metazoa, Chordata, Actinopteri, Perciformes, Bathydraconidae. The coding region runs from base 333 to 2048 and encodes 571 amino acids.